AGCAAAAGUGACCAUAGAUCGAAAUGAAUAUAGUACACAGUGAAGAUGUUGACCUUGAUUGGCCGUAGUAGGUUGCGGUUGCGGUUGGUGUUCCUUUACUCAAUUCUACUUGCUUUCUUAAUGGCGGUUCUCUCUCAAUUUCUCAAACCCUAAAUCUUUCUGUUUGGAACUCUGAUAAUCAUCAAUUAUCACAGGAGCUGUAAGUUAGCUAGGUCUGGCAAUGGCUGAUGACACAACAACCCUAAGUUACUGGUUCAACUGGAGAUUCUUCCUGUGUGCAUUAUGGGUCAUCAUUGCUAUGAUAGCAGCAGCAAUUUUAAUUAUUAAAUAUGAAGUCUUCAACAAAAGAACAAGUCACAGAAAAGAAGAUGAACAUGAUGUGGAACCAAUUGGGAUCUUGUAUGAAGAUGAAACUUGGAAGACCUCUUUGAAAGCACUCCAUCCUGUUUGGCUGCUUGUUUACAGAUUAAUUGCAUUUGGUGUCAUGUCAGCACUUCUUAUUGCUAAUCUGAUAACUGCUGGACCUGAUGUACUUUUCUUUUACACUCAGUGGACAUUUACUUUGGUGACUGUAUAUUUUGGGCUUGGAUCUUCACUUUCCAUUCAUGGAUGUUAUAAAUAUUGGAAUGAAGUUGAUGAUGAUAAUAACAAUCAUGUUUUAGACACAGAAAGAGGCACUUACAUUGCUCCCUCAGAGGGAUUAAGCUCCCACAGAAUCCCCAUAAACCCUAACAACAAUCACAAAGAAACUCAUGAUAGAAAGACUGCUGGUAUAUGUGGAUAUUUCUUUCAAAUACUCUUCCAGAUAUGUGCAGGAGCUGUUGGACUCACUGAUAGUGUCUUUUGGUUCAUCAUCUAUCCGUUUCUUACCCCUACAGGGUACAGUUUAACUUUAUUGGAUGUUAGCAUGCAUUCUCUCAAUGCCAUUCUCCUCAUUAUUGACAUGAUUCUCAAUCGUUUACGAUUCCCUUUCUUUCGUUUGGCCUAUUUUGGUCUAUGGACAUGUAUAUUUGUCAUUUUCCAAUGGAUUGUUCAUGCUUGUGUAUCAAUGUGGUGGCCAUAUUCCUUUCUUGAUUUAUCAUCUCCAUAUGCUCCCAUUUGGUAUUUAGGAGUGGGAUUGAUUCAUCUCCCUGCUUAUGGCAUCUUUGCACUCUUAGAACUCAACCAUUUUACUUUUAAAAAAAAUAAAGGAAUUAACUCAAAGAUCCUAAAGGAGUUGGUGAGUGGAAGAUGCAGAAUCUCAAUUAUGUGAUGUAAAUUAGGGAUUCUAAUUGCAUUUCUAAUUUCUGUUGUAUGUUUAAAUUAGGAAAACAUAUUAUUAGCCAUAUUAAUGUAAACAUGUCUCUUUAUUUUAUAUAUAUUGUAGAUAGUGUCGUCACACAUAAAUUAUGGAUGACAAUUUCUCACUCAUUUGUGUUAUGUUUCCUUUGAG
Messenger RNA from Lactuca saligna, 1432 nucleotides. NCBI's taxonomy places the organism in Eukaryota, Viridiplantae, Streptophyta, Magnoliopsida, Asterales, Asteraceae. The record is from the annotation of a GenBank genome assembly.